CCCCGCGGGCUCUUCCCGCCCGGCGCAGCCGCGGAGCCGCAGUCCGAGCGCGGAGCGGGCGGGAAGGGCGGUGGGGCGUUGGUCGCGGUGCCGGCGGGGCGGGAUGGCGCUGUCGCAGCAGUGCGAGGCCGCGUUCGGUACGGCGGACCUGUACGGUGUGCUGGGCGUGCGGCGCGGCGCCUCCGCGCAGGACAUCCGCCGCGGCUACCACCGCGCCUCGCUGCGCCUGCACCCCGACCGCGUCCCGGCCGAGCAGAAGGAGGAGGCCACGCGCCGCUUCCAGGUCCUGGGCAAGGUGUACGCCGUGCUGAGCGAUGAGAAGCAGCGCGCAGUGUACGAUGAGACGGGCAUGGUGGAUGAGGACGCCGAGGCGCUGCAGGACGGGCGGGACUGGCUGGAGUACUGGCAGCUGCUGUUCAAGGUCACCGUGAAAGACAUCGAAGAGUUCAAGAGCACCUACAAAAACUCGGAGGAAGAGCUGGCUGAUGUGAAGGCAGCGUACAUGGAUUUCAAGGGUGACAUGGAUCGGAUCAUGGAGUCUGUGCUGUGCGUGGACUACACGGAUGAGCCCAGGAUACGGGAAAUAAUCAAGCGAGCCAUCGACUCCGGGGAGGUUCCAUCCUACAAGGCUUUUGUAAAGGAAUCAAAGCAGAAGAUGACGUCCAGAAGAAGGCGGGCAGAAAAAGAAGCUAAAGAGGCAAAAAAGACUAUAGAUGAGCUGGGCCUUAGUGGAGAAAAUGACUUGGAAGCACUGAUUAAACGCCGAGGCAAAGAUCGAGAAAAGGAAAUGGAUAACUUCUUCGCCCAGCUGGAAGCAAAGUACGGCAACAGUGCUAAGAAAGGAGGAAAGAAGACCUCAGCCAAGAAAAGGAAGGCAGAAGGAACAGCAUAGACUGAAAUAGCAAGUUUCACUUUGUAUAGCAAUGUAGAUUUGGGAGGAUUUUGGGUGUUUUCAGGGCUCCUGUUUCGGACUGUGUGCAUUGACUGGCAUUAAGUGGAGGCAUGACACGGAAUGCAUGCUGGACAAGGAAGACAAGGCAUUCCUGUGCUACUGUCUCCAGCCCUUUGGGUGCUCUACAGUUGAGAGCCAUGUGUGCUACUCACACAUUUCUUCUGUAACAAACCUCCUGCUAUUUUUAAAGGUCUUUGCACAUCAGCUCAACAGGUCUUUUUCAGAUAUUCCAGUAGUUUUUAUAAAGAUAGUUUGGGAAAUUGCUGAUUUAAUAAACAAGAAAGUUGGGGUUUUUUUUCAGAUUUUUGCUUUCUCAGAUCUCUGUAUGUUUUCUAAAUAAGCUAUUUAAAACAA
Motacilla alba alba is the source of this 1306-nucleotide messenger RNA. It is a transcript of the gene DNAJC9, whose product is annotated as DnaJ heat shock protein family (Hsp40) member C9. NCBI's taxonomy places the organism in Eukaryota, Metazoa, Chordata, Aves, Passeriformes, Motacillidae. Gene Ontology annotation, molecular function: heat shock protein binding. Gene Ontology annotation, cellular component: nucleus; cytoplasm. The record is from RefSeq and is a predicted model, not a curated record. The transcript is spliced from 5 exons. The coding region runs from base 104 to 892 and encodes 262 amino acids.